Molecule: messenger RNA, 433 nt
Organism: Plectropomus leopardus (leopard coralgrouper)
Lineage: Eukaryota; Metazoa; Chordata; Actinopteri; Perciformes; Serranidae
Source: RefSeq, a predicted model, not a curated record
UUCAGUCAGCUGUGAAAAGAGGUAAACCACCUGCAGCAUCAACAAACACGAAACGGCCUGCAGCCAAACAGGCCACGCCCACAAAGACCUCCUCACCUGAGGAGGCGGAGCUCAGCGAGGAGGAGAUGCCGAAGAAGAGGAGGAGAAGGAAGAUAAGCGAUGAUGAAGAGGAAGAAGCAGCUCAGCCUAAAACAGAUGUUCCUUCCCAGCAGCCCUCAGUUCGGCCGCAGACUGCACCAAAGAGGUCUGAGGUGAGCGACGAGUCUGACGGCGUCACCGUGGAGGAGGACGAGGAGGGACGAGGAGGAGAGACGUCUAAAGUUAAUACUACAAAUAAUGGACGCCAACAGAAAAAACGAGCAGAGUCUGCGAGCAGCUCCGCGUCCAAACCUCGGCUCAGAACGCCGUGUCCGUACGGGAAGGAAUGCUACAG